ACCGCUACCACCGCCUGGGCGCUCGUGAGCGUCCGAACGCCUCGCGCGCCGCGGCGGCUCGUCGCGCGCGACGCGGCGCUGGACCUGGCGGCGUCCGAGGAGCUCUUCGCGAAUUACUACGACCAAGCGCCGGAGCCGCAGCGGUCGACGUACGCCAAGGCGUGGUCGAUCGUCGAGGCGACGUUCGCGGCCGCGGGCGGCGACGCCAUGGCGCUCGACGCCUCCGCGUUCGGCGGCGCGCUGGCGAGCUUCACGACGCCCGGCCCGAGCGAGGCGCAGCUCGAGGCCAUGCCCGCCGAGGCCGCGGCGAUCAUGCGCAAGCUGAGCGACACGGCGGCGUCGUACUACCGCGUAACGUCCCCGGACCUCGACUGGGGCACGUGCUACCGCACGCUCAACCGCGAGGUCGGCGCGUUCUUCGGCGGCUUCCAGCUCUGGCCGAGCGCGCGCACGGACGUGCCGAACCUCACGCUCUACUUCGGGUCCGGGUCCCCGGCGAACCCGGACGAGCUCUUCAUGCGCCUCGAGUGCGUGCCGCGGCGCGACGUCGCGAUCGACGCGGCCUACGCGGAGGCGUACUACGCGCCCUUCACGUCCACGUGCCUCGAGCUCAUGACGGGCGACGACCGCUUCCGGCCCUACGUCUCCGACUCGCCCUACGCGCGGGGCUGCCUCGCGCCCUCGGGCGUCCGCGUCUUCUUCGACGGCGCCGACCAGUGUCGCGCCGACGGCGACGCGCUCGCGCGCGCCGAGGCCGCGGCCCUCGAGCUCGGCGGCCUCUGGCGGGACCAGCUCGCCGCCGCGGCGCCCCUCGACGCCGAGGCGUCGGCGGCCAUGGCGGCCCGCGACGCGAAAAUUCGCCGCGUCGCCGCGGACUCGUCCCCGGACAACGCGAACCGCGCGCUCGUCUACGGCGACGACCUCUUCGCCCAGACCAAGGACCUCCUCGCGGGCGCGGGCGGCGCGCGCUAA
This is a messenger RNA of Aureococcus anophagefferens, 972 nucleotides long. RefSeq lists its product as hypothetical. The transcript is spliced from 3 exons. NCBI's taxonomy places the organism in Eukaryota, Pelagophyceae, Pelagomonadales, Pelagomonadaceae. The annotation marks the transcript as partial. The record is from RefSeq and is a predicted model, not a curated record.